AUGUCAUCUCAACAAGUCAAGAACGUCGUCGUAUUCGGUGCUACUGGACAACAAGGAACUGCUUUUAUUGAAGCAUUAUCGUCACACAAUGGGCAAUACAAGAUAUACGCCCUAUCUCGUAACCCGUCUUCAUCAUCUUCCGUCAGAUUAUCCAAAUUACCUGGAGUCGAGGUCGUCCAGGUCAACAAAGAUUAUAUGGAUAAACCUGAACUGGCAUUUACAGCGACCGGUCUGAAGGAAAAUGAAGUUUAUGGGGCGUUUAACGUACAGGGGUAUGUCAGUGAGAAGGUUGAGUUGGCGCAAGGCAAAGCGAUCAUCGUAGCUUCAAAAAGAUGGAAUGUCAAACACUUUAUUUACUCUUCGGUCAGUUUUGGUGGAUCGGACGAUACAAAAGCCCCAGGUUUCGAAGUCAAACGAGAUAUUGAAAACUACCUGAUAUCAUCCGGUAUACCAUAUACGAUCCUCCGUCCCACCCAAUUUAUGGAUAACCUCCUUCCCACAUCGGCUUUCAUGUUUAAGAUCUCACGUACGAUCCUCCUUCGUCAGACAUUCUACAAUCACCCUGAACGGAAACACCAAUUGAUCUCUUCUAGAGAUAUCGGUAGAGCUGGAUCAGAAGCUAUACUCAACCCUGAUAAAUGGUUAAAUGGAAUUAUCGAAUUAGCAGGUGAUGAAUUGACUGUCAAAGAGAUUGAAGAUGUCUACACCGAGGUCUUGGGUAAAGAACCGGAAUUGACUUUUUGGCCUUUGGCUGCGUUCGUCAAGUGGGUUAGUCCUUUAGGUCCAAUGGCACGAUUUUUCGACGAUCAUGGGUUCAAGGUGAACAUCGCUCAACUUAAAGAGGAUUUACCCCAAGUUGGCUUUGAAGAUUUGAGAUCGUAUUUGCAGAGAUAUAAAGCAUCUCAUUAG
Molecule: messenger RNA, 909 nt
Organism: Kwoniella botswanensis
Lineage: Eukaryota; Fungi; Basidiomycota; Tremellomycetes; Tremellales; Cryptococcaceae
Exons: 5
Coding region: 1-909 (302 amino acids)
Cellular component (GO): nucleus
Source: RefSeq, a predicted model, not a curated record